AUGGCCGGCAUUCAUGAUCCUCGAUUGCUGUAUAGCAUCACAAACAUACGCGCCUUUCAUAUCCAAGAUGGGGAGGAGCAGGAGUUGACCCCAUCUGGGCCGCAAACGCUCUCACUCAUCAUGGUCCCCACUACUCCUUCACCAUCUAUGCCACCAUACGCAACCGGUGCGGGCACCGAAACUCCUGAGGAGGACUUCUAUCUCCACCUCUGCCUUCCCCCAGAAUUGGAUCUUGCCUUACCUGCGACCACUCAGAUCUACCACCAAUUACCCGAUAGCUAUUUGAUUCCCCGCUGGGACCUGGCCCCGGGCGCCUUUAUUCGGAUUCAGUUCCCAGGGAUUGGGUCCGGUCCGGACAAAGUGACUCAGGACGACAUCGAUACCUUCGAAACCAUCCUCGCCCAGUGCACCGCGUUUCUGGAACGAGCGCCUGCUCCUUCCCAGAAGUCAAGUGGGAAGACUCAUGGCCUUACCGCGUACAAUCCGGCUGACUACGCGCCUGGUGAGGGAUAUAUCUCCUCUGACGGUCCCCAGGAUACACAUGGCAAGAUCGUGCUUGUGGAUGAGGAAGAUGGUAGCGUGGUCGGAGAAUUGGGCGACGCGUACGAUGUGGUUGAAGACCCAGAUGUUAAGCCAGGGUCCAAGAGACCGGUCAAUAUCGAGCUCCCCAGUGAAGGUGAAGGCAAUCGGGUCAGUAUUAGCAAUGUCUCCGAAGAAUACUUGGCCAUGUCUCGACACCCCGCAUACAAAAACUCGACCAUCGUGCAGACAUCGGCUACAGCAUCUCGUCUGAUUGUCGCGACUACUACGUCUCUCGCCAAUGCGAUCACCAGCGGUGCUGAAAGCUUUACGAAGAAGACCAAGCCGAAUCAAAAGCCCUUAACCUUCUCCGAUGCCACGCAUGCGCGCAUUCGUAAGGUUGGCAGCUUGUCCACUGGCGCCGCCGACCUUUCCGCUCGCACAUUAGGCCAAGUCGAGCGGGUAGCCCAAAAUGUCGGCGCAUCACUAUCACGCAAAGACAACAAGCCCAGAAGCUUUGACAAGACCCGGCCCCCACCGGACUACAAGCCCGGUGUGCUCAACAAGUCCUUGAUUGCCUUCAACACGCUGGCCGACGGGAUCCAGGAGGGCGCACGAAACAUCCUCCUCACCGGCUCCUCCGCGACUGGUACAAUGAUUGGUCACAAGUAUGGCGCGGAGGCCGGCGACGUGGCAAAUAAUCUGACCGGUGGAGUGAAGAAUGUGGGCCUGGUGUAUAUCGAUGCCACCGGAGUGAGUCGACGGGCUCUCCUGAAAUCCGUUGCCAAAGGUAUGGUCGUAGGACGAAUGCGCGACGGAAAGCAGGUGGUGGUGGGUGGUGGUGAUGGUGGCGAGCUUCCUCGCGAUGCUCAUGCUGCCGAGGCUGGGCCAUCAACUAACCCCACCCCGCCGCCAGCGUAUGGCGCGUCGGGGACUACGUCGCUCGGCGGCACGCCCAUGAGCAUGUCCGGGGGUAAGCGGUAA
Molecule: messenger RNA, 1503 nt
Organism: Penicillium pulvis
Lineage: Eukaryota; Fungi; Ascomycota; Eurotiomycetes; Eurotiales; Aspergillaceae
Product: senescence-associated domain-containing protein
Exons: 2
Coding region: 1-1503 (500 amino acids)
Biological process (GO): cell division
Cellular component (GO): plasma membrane
Source: RefSeq, a predicted model, not a curated record